AUGUGGGAAAAGAGUAUAAUGAGAAUUAAUGGGGAAGAAGAUGAUGUGCGUGGAAUUCACAUUAACGAGCAAGAUUCUCUCAUUUUCCCCAACAAUGUCACCUUCUCGGUUGCUUCCUCGAAAUCCUCGAAUUUCUCAUUCGAAUUCCGAACUUUGAAACAAUUUGGCGUUCUGUGGCUGGAAGGAGCAUGGAGUCAAGCUGAAGACGGAGGAGAUUUCGUACUGGUUUUCAUUGAUGAAGGGAAAUUAUAUGUGGGUGUGAAUCUGGGAGCAGAUGUUCAUCUGAAACCAAUAUCCACUAAUGUCACCGUCGCAGAUAAUCAUUGGCAUUCAGUUGCAUUCAGAAGAAAAGAGAGAAAAUGUGAAUUGUGGGUUGACUCGAAGAAGAUUCUCCACGUGGUUUCAUCUCCAGGUGACACGAUUCUAGACACAAAUGGACUUGUCUACUUGGGAGGAGCCAAUCCAAAGAAACACAAACUUCUGAAAUCAUUGGAUCUCACGAAUAAGUUCGUUGGGUGCGUGAAGAAUCUGAAAAUAUUUGAAAAAGAAAUCAAUCUACUCGUGGAUUCUCUGAAAUCAGUCGAGACACCCAAGUACUGUCAUGGAUAA
Molecule: messenger RNA, 609 nt
Organism: Caenorhabditis remanei
Lineage: Eukaryota; Metazoa; Nematoda; Chromadorea; Rhabditida; Rhabditidae
Exons: 5
Coding region: 1-609 (202 amino acids)
Source: RefSeq, a predicted model, not a curated record